Molecule: messenger RNA, 2061 nt
Organism: Carassius carassius (crucian carp)
Lineage: Eukaryota; Metazoa; Chordata; Actinopteri; Cypriniformes; Cyprinidae
Product: prepronociceptin-like
Exons: 3
Coding region: 170-871 (233 amino acids)
Biological process (GO): neuropeptide signaling pathway; chemical synaptic transmission; sensory perception
Cellular component (GO): axon terminus; neuronal cell body; dendrite
Molecular function (GO): opioid receptor binding
Source: RefSeq, a predicted model, not a curated record
CAAGCAGUUGAACAAACCCAGAAGCUGAAGAUUGGACAUAACUGCCACACCUGAAGACUGAAAGUGAGAGACCGAGAACAACCCAUUAUCACAGACAGCAGAUAUCCUAUUGGUUACUCUAAGUUCCUGCUUCAGUUGUUUGUUCUGGAGUGUGUUCUGUAAAGAAGUCAUGAAGACCCCAUUUUGGACCCUACUGCUCUUAUGCUUGUGUCCCUCGGGUCACAGUGAUUGCCAAAAGGACUGUUUAACCUGUAGACUCAUCCUACCUGAACACCAAGCGUUUAAUACAUUGGUAUGUAUCCUGGAAUGUGAAUCACGGGCAACUUCUGCACUGACCUGGGAUUUGUGUUACCAAGAAGCAGGUCUGAAACACCUUUCACCACUGUUACAGGAGGAGGAAAUAUCAAAGCGCUCUGAUGGUGAUGAAGUGGAGCCUCUGGCCACAGUGAGCAUAGAAAAUGACAAUGGUAUUGAGUAUAUCGAGGCUUUGGAGCGGUUUCGACACGCCGCGCAAGCACUCAGCAGCCAGCAGCCUUCAGAGGAGGAGAAACUCGAAAUUUCAUAUGACCCAGACAUUGACCCAAGGACAGAGGAGGACCAGGAUGGCGUAGGAGAAGGCAAGAGCGGUGAAGCAGCCGUAAGCAUAUCUAAGCGAUUUGGAGGCUUUAUGAAAGGUCGUCACGGAUUCCGGAAGUUGGUGAGCUCCGGAAGGCCUUUGCAGAAACGCUACGGUGGCUUCAUAGGGAUAAGGAAAUCUGCCCGCAAGUGGAACAACCAAAAGCGUGUGAGUCAGCUACUGAGGCAGUACCUGAGCUUGACGGGUCGCUCGGGGCGUUCAGGUCACACCAGCAACUUAUCCACCAGAAUCUGAAGACAGAAUGCUGUUUAGUUGGGCUUAUAGUACAGGCUUUGGUCUUUUCACUUACCUCAACUCAACUGUUAAUCAGCCAUCAGUAACUGUGAACGUCUAUCAUGCACCACAGCCCCGAACUAGAUAAAUCUGUGUUUAAUCAAAGAAGAGGAAUAUUUUGUAUAGCGUUGGUUUUUAUCAUUGGCACUUCCAUGGUUCUGUUCCUGACAUCAAAAACACCUCAAUCAAGUCGUUAUGACAAAUGUUGCUGAUGAGAACUGAUUGUUCAUUUCAGACUCAAAACUCCUAGAAUUAACCUUGAAGCAUUGUAAAAAUUAAAAAUUAAUACUAAUAAUAAUAAUAAAAGCAGUGGAACUUGAACUGAGCACGUGAAUCAGUUACAAAUGGGUUGUAGUGGAGUAUUGAGUUUUCUUGUUCUGUUUGGUGAUUACUGAGAGAAAGCACUUUAUAUUUUAACCUUGCACACUGACUUGUGCUACGAAUGGUUGUUUAGCACACAUCCUUGACAUAUAAGACUGUCUUAAAAAUUACUAUAGCAAUCAAACGAGUUAUCAAAAUCAAUAGGUGAUCAAAUGUAGUACAAAACUGAAAGAACGAUAUUCUUUAGGGGGCUGUUUGACGUUUUUUUAGACCAAUGCUGCCCCCUAGAGCGUACACUCCGUAUUUGUUAGGAAUACCACGCAUAAAAUCCUUACAAUUAUCAUUGAAAAUAAACAUAGACAGUAAAAGAAAAUAAACGACAACUUCAGGCUUUGUAAACAAAACCGCGGCCCGCCCAUGUUAGCCAAUCAGAAUACGUGGGGGCGGCUCUCUGCCAAUGGCGUGAGUUUGGGGGCGGGAUUACCAGUUUGUCCUAACAGUAAAAGAUGUGUAUCAGUAUAUAUGUUUAAAAACUAUUCAGUAAUUAUUUUUGCAAAUCAGUUUGGUGCUGCAGAAAUGCGCCUUUAAUUGUUUGGUUCCACCUGAUGAUAAUGGCAUUUCGGCUUAGCAUAUGUUCCAGCUCUCUACAUUUGUUUGUGCAUAAACAUAUCCAACCGAGGUAAUCUUAGUGCUUGACACUCUCCCUCACAUUAAUAAUCAGAAUGGGUUUUGAAAACUGACACCCCACAUGUAAGGAAAGAACUAGCAAAUAGUCUUUCGGUGCACUUUACAGUAUUCUGCAUAUAAAUGUAUGGUUUUGUGUGUAGACU